This is a messenger RNA of Wasmannia auropunctata (little fire ant), 1551 nucleotides long. It is a transcript of the gene alka, whose product is annotated as glycine receptor subunit alphaZ1. The record is from RefSeq and is a predicted model, not a curated record. Gene Ontology annotation, cellular component: neuron projection; synapse; membrane. The transcript is spliced from 9 exons. Bases 183 to 1379 code for a protein of 398 amino acids. Gene Ontology annotation, biological process: signal transduction; chemical synaptic transmission; regulation of membrane potential. NCBI's taxonomy places the organism in Eukaryota, Metazoa, Arthropoda, Insecta, Hymenoptera, Formicidae. Gene Ontology annotation, molecular function: neurotransmitter receptor activity; transmembrane signaling receptor activity; extracellular ligand-gated monoatomic ion channel activity.
GACAAGUGACAAGUGCGGUAUAGUCUUUAUGUGCAGUUACGGUUAAACAACCGUGAAAAGAUUCGAUAUUAAUUGACACAAAUUGAACGCGAAUUUAACUAACACACCUCGAAAUCAUCUGAUUUAACGAGAAAAAACACGUUUCAACUUGCUUGUUUAGCGAAGAUGUCAACAAUUGCUCUAUGACGUCGAGGCUAAUUUUGCCGGAACAUUAUGUUAAAGAAAUUAGACCGCCGUCGGGCGCGCCUGUAGUGGUGAACUUCAACAUUUUAGUGGUCGACAUAAAUUCUAUCAACGUUGAAGAUAUGGACUUUCGCGUGGACAUGUUCGUCAGUCAAAGUUGGAUAGAAUCUCGACUGAAUAUGCCUCAAGACAUUUUCGAGGAAGGCGAUGAUUAUGUUAUACUUCCCUCGGAAUUUUUCGAUAAUCUUUGGCAACCAGAUCCGUAUUUUUUAAAUUCGAAAGUUUCCGAGAUUGCGACUUUAAGCCACAAAUUCUCAUUGGUCACGUUGUACCGGAAUAAGACUAUUAAAUAUUCUGCACGAAUUAACGCUAUUGUCGCCUGUCAAAUGGAAUUUCAAUUGUACCCGAUGGAUAUUCAAAUCUGUCCAAUUUAUAUAGAAAGCUUUUCCUAUAAUACAAAGAAGUUGCGCUUAAAGUGGGGCGCGGGCGGUGUUACGGUAAAUCCCGAAUUGAAACUUUUGCAAUAUGACAUCGGGAAGCCCGCGGUACUCGAAGAAACUAUAGAUUAUACGCUCGAGAAAAAUGGAAAUUUCUCUCGGCUGGUGGUCUUCUUUCGGUUCGAGAGGCAGAUCGGUCACCACUUGAUACAAACGUUCGCGCCGUCGACUCUGGUGGUGAUGCUCUCCUGGUUCAGCUUCUGGCUGGACUUGGACGCGAUUCCUGGUCGAGUGGCACUUCUGGUGACGAGUAUGCUUACACUGGUAACGAUGUUCACUGGUCUUAAGAGCGAUAUUCCACCGGUGGCGUAUAUCAAGGCACUGGACGUCUGGAUGGCAGGCUGUAUGAUGUUCGUGUUCGCGGCUUUGGGUGAAUUCGUCGUAGUCAAAGUGCUCGACUUGCGACACAUGAAAAAUGAUUCGCAAAGUUCCGUGGAAUCUCGCUCGCGAUUAAUGAUGAAGAGACAAAGCACUUGGGAUAAUGAAUUCGUUCACACGAUCAAACCCAUAAAUAAGCACAUUAAUAAUAAUCUAUUGCCAACUCAAUGGCUAGAUCCCGAAUGCCAGAUAAAGCAAACGCGCAAAACGCGCUCUCAGAAAAUAGAUUGUUACAGCAGAAUCGUGUUCCCUAUACUCUUUCUACUUUUCGUCGUUUUGUAUUGGCCAAUAAUAUUGCUUAAAAGCGCCAUAAUAAAAUGAUAUGAAUUUCGUUGAAUAUGUAUGCUAGAAUGCUCCGUACAAUCAAUAAUCGGCACUUUUUAUAUUUAAAUUUUGUGAAUGAGUCGAAGAAGACAUCUGUAUUAAUUACAAGUUUGAAACAUAUUAUAAAUUUGCAUAUGAUAGAAAAGUAAAAUGUUUUUUUUUCGGCAUA